Cannabis sativa is the source of this 1342-nucleotide messenger RNA. RefSeq names its product protein DCL homolog, chloroplastic. The record is from RefSeq and is a predicted model, not a curated record. Gene Ontology annotation, cellular component: chloroplast. The transcript is spliced from 4 exons. The coding region runs from base 106 to 747 and encodes 213 amino acids. NCBI's taxonomy places the organism in Eukaryota, Viridiplantae, Streptophyta, Magnoliopsida, Rosales, Cannabaceae. Gene Ontology annotation, biological process: chloroplast organization; chloroplast rRNA processing.
CAUUAGAGAUAAGUGGGCCAAUUUGGGAAGAUUGCUGGACCAAGAAAUCGUUUGGGGUGGUGGGGUGAGGGGUUCCAAUUCUCAAAUCAAAGACAAUGGUCCAAGAUGUCAUCAUCGCCCAUACUUUCGACUCUUCCAAUGGCGAAUCCUAUACUUCUCAGAGGCUCUCCGCUCCUCCGCCUCCGACUUCAACUUUACCACUACAGACUCUCUCCCUCCUUCAUAUCACCCCCUCGUUGGCAUUUGUUAUCCACUGCCGCCAUUGACUCCACUCGCCCGGAGGAGAAAGCGUCCUCAUCUACUGCUAACUCCGGUUCAUUACACAGCGUUAAGGACUCCCCCAAAUACCAGAGGUGGAACGAUGCUGAUUACCGCCAGUGGAAAAAUAAAGAGGACGAGAUUCUCAAGGACAUCUCGCCUAUUAUUUUGCUCACCAAGGACAUCCUUCAUUCGGGAAUGUAUAUGGAUGGAGAACGAUUAACACCUGAGGAUGAGAAAGCUGUGGUGGAAAGGCUUCUUGCCUAUCAUCCACAUGCUGAAGAUAAAAUCGGAUGCGGACUUGAUUCUAUUAUGGUUGAUCGACACCCCCAAUUCAGUCAUUCACGGUGCCUGUUUAUCAUUAGAACUGAUGGAGCGUGGAUCGACUUCUCAUAUCAGAAGUGUCUUCGACAAUAUGUUAGAGAGAAGUACCCAUCUCAUGCAGAAAGAUUCAUAAGAGAACAUUUCAAACGCGGUAGUGGUUUAUAAUAAAUAGUGGCUGGGUCUUCCUUGCCCCAUUCGUACUUUGAUCAAAGAAAUUAGACGAGUACAUAGCUGGAAGUUGGUAUGUUUGCGUAGUUUUCACAAAUGUAAAUCCAAGGACAUCAAAACUCAUCAUCUGAUUAUGAUACAAGGCCACGAUGAUCAAUGAUGUCGUAUCUCGUCCUUGGAGAUCCAAAUGCGUGUGCUAUGGUAAUCAAUUCUCUUUGUAGGCAAUGCUAUCUUGUGGCUUGUUUUGGAAGAAAGGUUACAACUUAAUUGUAACUCGCGUGAGACACUUAACAUAUUUUGAUUACCGUGUUCAAUGGAUGAGGAAUAUGUUGCCUAAUAACGUCUUUGAUCAUCUUUUGAUUUUUCUUAGCCAAGGUUUAAUUGCACUAUUUAAAGUCCUCGCAUCAUGGACUUUAAUUUCUUAGAGCGUCUUUGGUAAGCAAAGAAAAGGUGAGGGAAAUGGUGGAUGGAUUUUAGGAAGAAGUUUGUUUUGACUGGAAAGGAUUUUAUGUAAGGUGUUUAGUUCGAGUUAAGUUUUAAUGGACUCUCUCCCUUCUCCUAAUACUGAAAGUAAAGAAACAUUCCCUUUGUC